CACAGCACAGCCAUUCUCACCCAACACCACCGCACCAAUUCCCCAAAUAACCAAAUGCUAAUAUGGCAGCGGACGGCGAAUCAUCUGCUGCGGGGUCUUCCAGCAACUCGGGUGGCCAUGCCCGUCACCAGGGCGGUCGCGGCGGCCGUGGGGGUGGUCGUGGAGGCCGCGGCGGUAACAACCGUGGCAAGAAGGGCGGCGAUCUCGGGCGGUCCGCUUGGAACCUCUAGCCGCCAGAAGGUAGAGAAGCGCAAGGAGACGGUCGACUACCGCGAAUUCAAGCGACGCAAGGUCAAUGCCCAAGGCGAAUCGAUCGAGGUCGAGCGAGACAACCCUUUUUCCAAGGAUGAGAUUGCCAAUGAAGAGCGCCGCCCCAAGCGCAAGGUGGCCGUCAUGAUUGGCUACUCUGGCACUGGCUACAAGGGUAUGCAGGUCAACGGCGACGAGGCUACCAUUGAGAGAGAUCUGUUCCAAGCCUUUAUCAAGGCUGGAGCUAUUUCCAAGGCCAACGCCGACGACCCUCGCAAGUCGAGCUUGGCUCGAUGCGCCAGAACCGACAAGGGUGUGCACGCUGCCGGCAACGUCAUCAGCUUGAAGCUCAUCAUUGAGGACGAAGACAUUAUUGACAAGAUCAACGAAGCGCUCCCCGAGCAGAUCCGCGUCUGGGGCAUCCAGCGAACAAACAACAGCUUCAACUGCUACCAAUACUGUGAUUCCCGAUUCUACGAAUAUCUUAUGCCUAGUUACUGCCUCCUCCCUCCUCACCCCAACUCGUUCCUUGGCCAGAAGCUUGUCGAGCUUACCAAGGAGCACGGCGCCGAAGAGCAGGUCGCUGAGCGCCUGGACGAUGUCAAGGAUUUUUGGCAAAACGUUGAAGAGACGGCUAUUAAGCCUAUCCUGGCUAAGCUGGACCCCGAGGUUCGCGCUCAGGUCCUUGAACGAGUCCACGCUCUCGAGGAGGAUGUAGAGAAUGAAAGCAAGCCUGCUGAAGAAUCCAAGCCUGCCGAAACAACCGAAGCAGCCUCUGAGCAACCUGUAGCAGAGGGUACCGAAGCUGAGGCUCCCGCCCCUACUGCUGCCGAGGGUGAGGAAGCUAAGAAUGUCACUUUGACUAGCGUCAAGCCCAAGGGCCGCGAGCUGGGUCCCGUUGACUUUGCUCUCCGUGACAUCAAGGCGGCCUACAUUUCCGCUAAGCGUGCUUACCGCGUUACUCCCGCCCGCCUCAAGCAGCUGCAGGAUGGUCUCGACAAGUACGUCGGCACCAACAGCUUCCACAACUACACAGUUCUCAAGACCCAUGGCGACCCUUCGGCCAAGCGCCACAUCAAGUCCUUCAUUGUGAAUCCCAAGCCUGUCAUUAUUGGCAACACGGAAUGGCUCUCCCUCCGCGUCCAUGGUCAGAGUUUCAUGAUGCACCAAAUCCGCAAGAUGGUUGGUCUUAUCAGCUUGAUGGUGCGCUGUGGCACUCCCUGGGACCGCGUCGACGAAAGCUACGGCAAAGUCAAGAUGGCUAUCCCCAAGGCACCCGGCUUGGGCUUGCUCCUCGAACGACCUGUGUUUGAAAACUACAAUCGCCGCGCGACGCAAAAUCUCGGCCGUGAGGCGAUCGACUUUGACAAGUACUCGGAUAGAAUGGACGCUUUCAAGCAGAAGGAGAUUUACCAAAGAAUCUUUGACGUUGAGGAGAAGGAUAACUCCUUCCACACCUUUUUCAACCAGAUUGAUCAGUUCAAGUCAAACCACUUCUUGUGGUUGACCGCUGGUGGCCUCAAGGCUGCCGUGAUUGCGCCAAACGAGACCGGCAAGUCGGAAGAGGAUGUCAGCAAACAGCUUGGCGAUGAGGAUGAAGAGGAUCCCGAUGGUGGACAGGGUUAGACGAUCAUUCCCCUUUGUAACAUAUUUAACAACUGGAGUUUUAUAUAUAGAUGAAAAAAAGUCAUGUUUCCUUUUUGAGUACCAAAAAAACCGCAGCAUUCCGUAAACUCCUAAAACUCCGAUGGUGAUGAACAAAAUAAUGCUAAGCUUUGCGUCCCGUUUGUGCCAUCAGGGCAGCGCUUUCUUCCUUUGUCAGCGCAGACCAUUGCCCACCGUUUGCCUCUGCGAGAGCCUUCAUUCUCAUGGCAUCCACCGUGUUGAGCAGGCCCGAUACCUGGGCGACGUCGCGCUCGAUCUGGUCUUCUUGGACCUUUCUAUCUGUGUCCUCCUGGCCCAAUGGCCCGAAUACCCAUAACUCUUUAAUCCUACGUGACAGAGUUAAGAGUUCCUUCAUGGAAGAAUU
[Torrubiella] hemipterigena is the source of this 2278-nucleotide messenger RNA. NCBI's taxonomy places the organism in Eukaryota, Fungi, Ascomycota, Sordariomycetes, Hypocreales, Clavicipitaceae. The record is from the annotation of a GenBank genome assembly.